UUGAAACACAACUUUCUCAUACAAGUUACUUGAGAUCAUUCUGCAGUACUGUGUGUCUGGAAUAUCAAAAAAGAAACAAUGGGAUUUCGCUUACCUGGUAUCAGAAAAGCUACAAAGGAACCUUCAAAGAAUGAAGUGCCAAAGGGGUAUCUUGCAGUGUAUGUUGGAGAAAAGAUGAAGAGGUUCAUAGUUCCAACAUCAUAUUUGAACCAACCAUCAUUUCAAGACUUGCUGAGUAAAGCAGAAGAAGAAUUUGGUUAUGUUCAUCCAAUGGGUGGCCUCACAUUUUCUUGCACAGAAGACAUGUUCUUAGACAUUGUAUCAGUUCUGGCUUGAUCAUUAUCAGAAAAUUGAGGCUGACAUAACAUAGACUAGUUCAAAUCAAACAAUUUUGUAGAUCAGUUCAAAUCAAACAAUUUUUUCAAGUACAAUUGUAAGCUGAGUAGGUAGGAGGGAGAGUUUGUUUUCACUUUGCUUUCAUGAAAAAGUGGAACAUGUUAAUUAGUCUCAUUCAUUGAUGCAAAGUAUUUGCAUAUAUUGCACACUCACCAUGUUCCUGUUAUGCUUACUUGCC
This is a messenger RNA of Arachis duranensis, 574 nucleotides long. Its product is annotated as auxin-induced protein 15A-like. The transcript has a single exon. The record is from RefSeq and is a predicted model, not a curated record. Bases 79 to 336 code for a protein of 85 amino acids. Gene Ontology annotation, biological process: response to auxin. NCBI's taxonomy places the organism in Eukaryota, Viridiplantae, Streptophyta, Magnoliopsida, Fabales, Fabaceae.